This is a messenger RNA of Schistocerca serialis cubense, 3458 nucleotides long. RefSeq names its product alpha-2B adrenergic receptor-like. Gene Ontology annotation, biological process: adenylate cyclase-activating adrenergic receptor signaling pathway. Bases 16 to 1026 code for a protein of 336 amino acids. The transcript is spliced from 6 exons. Lineage: Eukaryota; Metazoa; Arthropoda; Insecta; Orthoptera; Acrididae. Gene Ontology annotation, cellular component: membrane. Gene Ontology annotation, molecular function: G protein-coupled amine receptor activity. The record is from RefSeq and is a predicted model, not a curated record.
AUCCCGAGCUGCAUCAUGGUGUUCGUCUACAUCCGCAUCUACUACGCGGCCAAAGCGCGCGCGCGCCGCGGCAUCCGCAAGCCGCCGCGGCGACCACCGCCCGACGACAAGUGCACCUCCUUCACCACGACGCCCGCCUCUACAUCUGGAGAUUCGGGUACGUCGUUUUCAGGUGCUGGCGGCAGCGGCGCGUCUCCGCAGCGCGGCCUGGUGGUGCAGGGCGGCGUGACGCUGGAGCAAGGGGGUGGCGGGGGCGGCGGGGGCAUCGCCACGAUCGCGCAGCCCGCCUCGGCGCCCGUCGCCAUCCCCAUCGUGACGUGCGACCUCGCGUCCGACCUCAGCAUCAGCGACAACGCGCCCGACAACGGAGACUCCGCGGCCGACGGCGGCCAGGCCUCUGCCACCUGCUACCUGCAGGCGCCCGCCAAGGACACCCUCAGGGUGUCGCGGCUGUCGGCGUGCCGGCUGAGCGGCUCGACGCUGUCGGUGAACGGCGACGUGGUGGCGCGCUGCCGGGCGCCCAGCGUCGGCAUCGACACCGACCUCGUCAGCGAGUUCGACCCCUCCAGCUCGGACUCGGGCGUCAUCAGCCGCUGCGCCGUCGUCAAGCCGCUCAAGCUGCGCCUCUGCGAGCCCAUCUUCGGCGGCCGCAAGUCCAAAGCGGCGGGCAAGAGGCCUGGCGUCGAGGUGAGUAGACCAUCGUCAAGUAUUAGAGAAGCUGAGCGGGAUGUGGUUGCGCCUCAGAAGCCGCGCGACCCCGAGCGCGAGAAGCGCCGCCUGGCCCGGAAGAAGGAGAAGCGCGCCACGCUCAUCCUGGGCCUCAUCAUGGGCUCCUUCAUCGCCUGCUGGCUGCCCUUCUUCUUCCUGUACAUCCUGCUGCCACUGUGUCCCGGCUGCGACAUUCCAGACAGCGCAUUCGCCACCGCCUUCUGGCUCGGCUACACCAACUCAGCUCUCAACCCCGUCAUCUACACCAUCUUCAACAAGGACUUCCGCAGGGCGUUCCGCAGGAUCCUCUUCAAAUGAUGUUUGUUUGUGGUUUGCUGCUGGCUUUGCGCCCGCUGCCGGCGGGGGCGCGAUGCCCAGGGCAAACCCGGUAAAGAUAAGCACCACCACCAACAUCAGCAGCAGCAGCAGCAGCAUCCGCAGCGGAGGUGAUGUGUCGUCGCCCCGGCUGCAGCGUCCACCACUGGGCCCCCUCACGCGUCGCUAAGUGACGGCGGUGGACGUCAAGCGCAAGUUGUACGCCGCCGAUAGUCACAGCCCGGACAUAAAAAGCGACGGCGUCCGAGUCGCUGAGCUGUUCAUGUUCCUAGCGGCAUGGAGGAAACCGCAAGACAAGCUUGGGAUCACAAAACAAAAGAUAAGCCAAGACGAAACACCAUCUUUAUUAUAACGUGACACGCAUACAGCAAUAACUAGGCUAAGGUGUAGUUUUCGUACAAGUUGCCACCCGCCCCAUAUAAAGAGAAACGCCGCUGUAGAGUACGUGUGUACUGGUGAGUGGAGACAUUAAUUUAAAAUGUGGCCUGUAUCGCCUUGACACUGGACGUGUUUGAGCGAUAAUUUCCCGCGAGGAGUUUGCUCUCGCACUGCCAGCUCUGGCAAUCAGGAAAACUUUGUUUCAGUUACAUAGUUUUACUACGCCUGGAAGAAUUAUUCAAGUUAUUCUAAAGAUGGUGUACAAACAUAUUCCUCUAUUACGUUAACAUUCAUGCUGCAAAUACCACAGCCGGAACCAUUAGCUCACUAAAAAACGUUUUCCGAGUCCUCGUGAUCUCAUUCUAAGGCAGAACCAACAGGAAAAAAAUUUCAUUCAUUUACUGUUGUAUCACCUACCUCGGUUGUCCAUGAAAAUGAUAAAAACUACUAUGAAAUUAUUUGUCCUCAGUCACCCCACGACAGUAGCUAGGCAACACGCAGAAACAGAAUUUGUUGUUUUAUGUUUUGUAUACAGUUUUCCCAAUAUUUCAUAAAAUACAUCAGUGAAUGACUAGCAAGUAUCUGAAACACUGAAUCAGGUACAAAAAUCACUAUAAACUUGAAAAACACAGAGCAGAAAUUUUUCACAGUGUCAUCGAGACGUGUGCGAUCAGCUUGUUCUGAUGUUAACUCGCUUAUAACCAAAGUCAAUCAAAGAACAGUGUAUGUACCACAUACCAAGCGUGUUAGCGUGUCAAAGUUACGCACUUAAUUUACAUGCACCCUGUCAGCAGAAGAUGAAACUAUUGCAUGUUUAGAAUUCUACACAUCAUAACGCCAUAAUAACAACAAAUAAUUCAGAGCAUAUUUUUUUAUGAAGUUUAGCAAGUUCUCGCUAUACACUCUUGUUUAGACAGUGAUCGUAUAAAUCUCUUAUUAAGUAUUUCAAUAAGGUGUUAAUUUGUAAGUGACUGUCAUCUGACUCUUAACUUUGCUUCAAGUUUUAGAACUUUUCGGCUGACAACGAGAUGAAAAACAACAUAUUUCUGAAUAAAUAAAGAAGUGUUUGUUAACUAAUGUAAAUGUUAAUACUCUGUAUGAUAACUGCCAUCAUCGUCAACCAUCUCUAUGUCAUCAUAGAACAGAGUAGCCAUCAUUGUGUUCCUCUCCAUUGUUAUAGCACCACAACACUACGAAUUAUGAAACAUUGUUUUAAACACAGUUAAGACAAAUAAGCCUCCUGGAUAAUGUUUUUAAAUUGAACGUUCCAACUGAAUCAGAAACUUCUUCUUUUCGUUAACAGACCAUCUAGGGCUCCAAUAACUUUCUCUUUAUCAUCGUAUGAAGAGUGGAUGAUUGUUAAUUCAGCAGUUGUAAUUUUUUAAUAAUCUUGAAAAUCCCUGAUUUUUAAAUUCAAAUUGCAUGUAGUGCAUACAUUUUAUGGCGAUAAGAAUGAAAGAUGGUUUAUUCUUUUAUCACCACCAAUUGCUAGUACAAUCAUUGAGGACACACUCACAGAAGUGAAUGUAUCUUUUGUACUACGUCCAGUGUGUAAAUGUUUUGACUGAAUACUUAUUGUUGCCUUAAAACGACGUAAUGGGGGACUUAAAGGAUGCUAGUUAUCUCUCUUCCAAAACGACGUUUCGAUAUUUCUUGGCAAAUAUUACCUGUUGUCUCAGUUUCUUUUCGGUAUCGUAUCAUUUACUCCAUACUCAUCCUUUUAUUCAUUAUCAUGACUUUCAUUCUAUGAAAGUAAUGCUUACUUACCGUUUGUUGCAAAUAUGAGUACCCAUUUUUAUUUUUAUUUAUGUUAUUUCACAGUACUUCAUUAGGGAAUUUCUUCACAAGAAACCAAAGGAAGUUUUCUUAUGCAUAAUUAAAGAAAAUCAGUUGAUAACAAGCUAUGCUUGGAGAAUUGAUAACAAUAUGAACAUUCAUUCCAAAUUCUAAAUUCUUUUUCCAAACGAAACAAUAUUCUUAUCUAAAUGAAUGGUAGUGCAGUAUUUGUUAGAUAAGCAAAGCUCAUUUCAUGUUUU